AAUUCAGCCGUGUCCUGGGCUCCCACACGUGAAGGACAGAGGCAGAGGAAAGCUGCUGUGGGUGUUUGCCAUCGCUGCACAGGAUCCCUGUCACUCUUAUGAGCGGGCUACGGGCGCCUGCCGCGCAGGAAGAGGGAGUCUGUGGCCCACAUGAGCUUCAAGGCGGCCGCAGCCCUCCUGCGUGGGCGCUCUGUCCUGGAGCCACUGGCUCCCAAGCAGAGGAGCAAGAGGAGCUUCCUGUACCCCAGCUUCAUGGACGAGGACAUGGUGGAUGCUGCUGAUACCCUGGACUCGUCCUUCUUCAGUAAGAUGGACAUGCACGAUGAGACGUACUCCAUGCCCGAUGACGUCUUUGAGUCGCCUCCUCUGUCAGCCACGUACCUACGCAUGCACCAGGUGGCAGAGGAAGCCAGGGUGUCCCCUGAGGUGGAGCAGCCCAUCCCGAGCCAUGCAUUCCCUGCUGCAUCCUCAGUGUCUCCACGUUCCCUGCAGGAGACACUGGCAACGUUCAUCAAGUGGCCAGGCAGCAAUGCACCAGCCAUGGGCUCAGGAGAGAAGAGGACCUCGGGGGCAGUGUGUCACCAGGACCCCAGGACGUGUGAGGAGCCUGCGUCCAACCCACCCCAUGUGUGGCCAGACGACAUCACCAAGUGGCCGAUCUGCACCUACGAGACCAAAACCAACCACACGGGCUUGGCCCACCUGGACUGCGAGAUCAAGGGCAGGCCCUGCUGCAUCGGCACCAAGGGCAGCUGUGAGAUCACCACGCGGGAGUACUGCGACUUCAUGCACGGCUACUUCCACGAGGAGGCAACGCUCUGCUCGCAGGUGCACUGCCUGGACGAGGUCUGUGGGCUCCUGCCCUUCCUGAACCCGGAGGUCCCUGACCAGUUCUACCGCCUGUGGCUGUCCCUGUUCCUGCACGCCGGCAUCAUCCACUGCCUGGUGUCAGUGACAUUCCAGAUGACAGUGCUGCGGGACCUGGAGAAGCUGGCGGGCUGGCACCGCAUCUCCAUCAUCUUCAUCCUCAGUGGCAUCACGGGCAACCUGGCCAGUGCCAUCUUCCUACCCUACAGGGCAGAGGUGGGCCCUGCCGGCUCCCAGUUCGGCUUGCUGGCCUGCCUCUUCGUGGAGCUCUUCCAAAGCUGGCAAGUGCUGGAGAAACCCUGGAAAGCCUUCCUCAACCUCUUCGGCAUCGUCCUCUUCCUCUUCAUCUGUGGCCUCUUGCCCUGGAUCGACAACAUUGCCCACCUGUUUGGUUUCCUGAGCGGGCUCCUGCUGUCCUUCGCCUUCCUGCCCUACAUCACCUUCGGCACGGUGGACAAGCUGCGCAAGCGGGCCAUGAUCAUCGUGUCCCUGCUGGUCUUCCUGGGGCUCUUUGCCUCGCUGGUGGUGUGGCUCUACGUGUACCCCGUCAACUGGCGCUGGGUGGAGUACCUCACCUGCCUGCCCUUCACCAGCAAGUUCUGUGAGAAGUACGAGCUGGAGCAGGUCCUGCACUGACCCUGCCAUGUUCCCAUGGGGUGGGUACUGCCCAGCCUGUGGGAUGUGGUGGUGGCUGCUCCAGGAUGGGGCAAACUCUGGGCAUGGCUCCAUCCUCAGGGAGGGAGGGUUUGGGGUACCCCUUGCUCAGUGCUGGGGAUGUAGGGCUGAGCCAGCCCUGCCUUGAUCCCCUCCUGAUGCUGGAAAGCCAUAACUGGCCUGGGGAUGGACCCUGGCUGCUGCCUGUGUGGGGAAAGUGCUGAGGGAGGCUGGAUCUUGGUGUAUCUAUGGGCAGGCUGCACUGCCAGUCCUGGGGUGAAGUUGCUGAAGUCUCCAGCCUGUGUCCCUGCCUGCCUGGGGCCCCAUCCCAGCUCAGUGCCCUGCAGUGCUGCAGCUCAUACUGUGAACACAACCCCCUUUUUGCAGGGGCACUUUUUUUAUCCACAGCUCUUUAGGCCCAGGGUUUCCCCCUUUUGGGCUCUCUGGAGUCUCUGUCGUGGCUCCAAGAUUUUCAGGGCUGAGCUUUAAAGAUAUUUUUCAGUCCUGUUCCCCCUGAGGUCCCCAAGGAGGGUUGUGCCUUCCCGCCUGGCUCCUCACUGGAUGGAGAGGCAGGACUUGGGGCAGGGGGUUUUUCCUUCCCUUAUUUCAGUGAAAUUCUCCUUUUGGAAGGGGAGGAGUGGCAGGGACUCUAUUUAUAGUGCCAUGGUGGGAGGCAGACAUGGAGAAAAUCCCCCUGGGGGACUCCUGUGGCUGCUUCUGGAGCCCACAGCCCUCUCAGGAAGCUGUCAGUGCUCCCACCUUCUGCCUUGAGUCCCUGCUGGUUCCCCUUUCCCUUUUGCAAAGCAUGGAGACCCAGGCAGCCCUUCCUUCCUUGCUCCAGUGGUGCUGCUCAGGUGUGGAAGUGCAGGAUGGGGCUGUCACCUCCCCUCUCCCUGCCUGAGACUGCCCUGUCCCAGCUGCUCUCCCCAGCAUCUCCUCCUCCUCCUCAGCACCAGCCGUGGCACGAAGGCAGGUCCUUCCUGGGGUCCAGGUGACCCCUCUGGGCUGGUUUGGACCCAGGCUGGUGCCAGGCUGUCUCUCCCCCGAGAUGUGUUGCUUUGGUGCUGGAGGCCUCAGUGCUUUUAAGUGGGGGUUGCCCCAGUUAGGAUGUCCUGGGAAGAAUAUUCAAGGGCUGACAGCCUGGUUCCCUCCACAGCCACUGAGUGAGCCCAGGAGCAUCUGCAUCCAUCCCUGCAUCCCUCCCUCCACCCUGGGCCAGUUUCCAGCCCCACUCUGUCCCUCCAGUUGCUGCUCCAGCCAAAGACAGACACUUCACCUCAUUUGUCUCUUUUUUGAUACUUUUUUAAAAAGCUGUGGGUUCCCCCCAUCCUUAAUAAAUUUCUACCUGUAUUUAAUGAGA
Zonotrichia albicollis (white-throated sparrow) is the source of this 2881-nucleotide messenger RNA. The record is from RefSeq and is a predicted model, not a curated record. NCBI's taxonomy places the organism in Eukaryota, Metazoa, Chordata, Aves, Passeriformes, Passerellidae.